This is a messenger RNA of Peronospora belbahrii, 1773 nucleotides long. The record is from the annotation of a GenBank genome assembly. Lineage: Eukaryota; Oomycota; Peronosporomycetes; Peronosporales; Peronosporaceae.
AUGGCCAUCCACGGCUAUUUGUGGUCCAUCUAUGAGGAAGCAGUGACUGCAAUUCCAUUGAAUGGAGGCUCCUACAAUGUUCUUCUCAAUACAACGUCCAAGAAAACAGCUGCAGUAGCUGCGUCACUUGGUAUCAUAUCGUACUUAGCUACAGGAGUUGUUUCAGGCACCUCUGCCUUACGGUAUCUUGAUACUCAGUUUCAUGUGGAUAUCGUGCUUGGAACGAUUUCGUUGCUCUUUUUCUUUGCUCUCUUGUCCAUUAUUGGCAUUGCAGAGAGUGCAAAUGUUGCUCUACUCAUUUUUAUCGUUCAUGUCACGACGUUGACGCUAUUGAGUGGAUUUUCACUUUGCUAUGCAAUGCAACACCCCGAUAUUUUCUGGAAGAACAUGCAAACAGAUUUUCCAAAUGUUAAUGUGGCCGGGGACGUCAUGAAGGGGAAUGUGUUUACAGGAAUUUUUUACGGCUAUUCAUCAGCCAUGUUGGGCAUCACGGGUUUUGAGACGUCGGCGCAAUUUGUCGAAGAACAAGCACCAGGCGUAUUUCGGAAAACGUUGAGGAAUAUGUGGAGGUUUGCCACAUUUUACAAUUUGUUGCUGUCAUUCUUGUCAUUAGCAGUGCUACCGUUAGAAGGACCUGGAGGAAUUUAUGACGAAAAAGAUGUGGUGCUGGCAACAAUGGGCAGGGUCGUGGCUGGUAAAUGGCUUGAAAGUUGGGUGUCACUUGACGCUUUUGUGGUUUUAGCGGGUGGUGUGUUGACGUCUUACGUGGGAAUUACGGGUCUUGUACGUCGUCUGGCGUUUGAUCGUGUACUCCCGGCAUUCCUCACGUAUACGAACAAGUGGCGUGGUACGAAUCAUUACAUCAUCUUGUUGUUUUUUGUGCUGCAGGCCAGUCUUGCGAUUUUGCUCCAUGGCGAUGCGACAGUUCUUGCUGGAGUUUUUACGUUUGCAUUUUUGGGAGUUAUGGCUCUUUUUGCCUUUGGCUGCAUAUUGCUCAAAUUGAAACGUGAAGACAUACCGCGCGAUGCGCAUGCGCCAUGGUGGAGCUGUAUUUUUGGACUGGUGAUGGUACUGCUUGGACUGUUGGGCAAUUUACUGGGAGACCCGGCCAUCUUUACAUAUUUUUCCUUGUACUUUCUAGUCUUCACCUCAACGAUGUUUAUUAUGCUGGAGCGCGUCUUUAUUCUGCGCAUUAUUCUUUAUAUUUUGCAAAAGCUCUUUCGGUCUCACGGUGCUCAAGAUGGUGGUACUACCGAAGAUACUGAAGUAGUCAAGUCAAGUCAAGAGAGAAUAGCAAAAGAGUAUCGGACUGGAGCAAAGGGCGGACGCACAAUUACAGCGGUGCUUCAAGAAAUUCACCUUCCACCGAUUGUAUUCUUUUUCAAGACGCCCACUCUAUCCGUGCUCAAUAAAGCGAUUCUUUAUGUGCGCAAUAACGAGCAUACACACAAUUUGCUAGUCGUACACGUGAGCGAAGAUGCAAACUUAGCAGAAGACGAUAGUGCAGAAGUGACAGAGUUUGAUGUGCAACGAUUGCAGCGUGAGCGCGAAAAAGUGGAGGAUAUGCGUGAGAUGGCUCGUAUGUUUGACCUGACGUACCCGAAACUCAAGAUCGAUUUUGUGCAUGUUUGUGGAUCUUGCUUUGACACUGCACUCGUCCAUUGGUUGUCCGACGAGUUGGGUGUACCGCCUAACAUGAUGUUUAUUCGACAGCCUAGUACUAAACACAUUCACCGGAUUGCAACGCUGGGUGUACGGGUUAUCACUGGCUAG